Messenger RNA from Bipolaris victoriae FI3, 1116 nucleotides. RefSeq lists its product as hypothetical. The record is from RefSeq and is a predicted model, not a curated record. Bases 1 to 1116 code for a protein of 371 amino acids. Gene Ontology annotation, biological process: regulation of DNA-templated transcription; aflatoxin biosynthetic process. Gene Ontology annotation, molecular function: DNA-binding transcription factor activity, RNA polymerase II-specific; zinc ion binding; DNA binding. Gene Ontology annotation, cellular component: nucleus. The transcript has a single exon. Lineage: Eukaryota; Fungi; Ascomycota; Dothideomycetes; Pleosporales; Pleosporaceae.
AUGGGCUUUAAUCAACUACAACUUCGCCAAGCCUGUGACAGCUGCACGACAGCCAAGGUUAAAUGCGACAAAGGUCACCCAGCAUGCCAAAGAUGUCUCGAUAACGAAGAGUAUUGUCAGUACAGUCCUUCUCGACGACACGGCAGACGGCCAAGACGGUCUCGAGCAACCAUCCAGCAGCCGACUCCUUCAUCCAUCGCAAGCGAGCCCGAAGUCAUCCCUUCACAACCAUCGAAAGCUGCUUCAGAGUCUUGCAUUACGCAACAGUCUGUUGACUUGCUCUCAUGGGACACUCUGGACCUAGGUCCGUUCUCUGAGAAUACGAAUAGCCGAUAUGCUUCAGAAUCCGAGCUGGAUAUGUCCAACUUCUUACUAUGGUCCAAUUUCGGAAGCUCAGAUUGUAUGUCACAAAGUGAUACACCUUCGAUUCUUCAUACCAGCACAUCAUUGUUGGACCAAAAUUUGAUGGAGGGGGAGGGCACAGUAAGCGCUGACGUGUUGAGCCAUUGCGGGGUGGAGCAAUCAAAGAACAACACCGAGCAUGCCGUGGAAUGCGAAUCACGAGCUCUUGCUGUCCUGAGAUCACUGUUGUAUCGCCCAAAACUCUGCACAUCAGAAUGGAAAGACAGUACCCUUGGAUUAUCACCCAAUUCAGCUAUCGACACCACCUCACAAGCUUCAAUACACCCGGUCCAUUCCAUGGACACUGUGCUGGCUACCAACAAGGCCGCACUGAACGAACUGACGCAGCUGCUAGAAUGCCACUGUGCCGAGAAUUCGCACAUAGCGCUACUUCAUUUGACAAUACUGUCUAAAAUCGUGUUUUGGUACAACGUCGUGGUCACCAGGACGUACAAUUCGGAAAGGGUAGACCUAAGGGCGAUGAAGAUACGUUUUGGCGCCCUCGAUCUCGACGACGAUGACUCCACAAUACUGCAUCGAGCAGUGCUCUUCAGGGAGCUCCAAAAGGCAGGCAACGUUGUUCGAGCAUUUGAAGUUCGUUUCUCAAGCCCUGGUGCGUCGCUUUCUGGUAAAGAAUUGCCUUGGGGCCGCCAAAUUGUUCGUGCGAUUCGAGAAGACCUCGAUCGCUGCGUGGGUGACAUUGAAAAACGUUGA